Paecilomyces variotii is the source of this 957-nucleotide messenger RNA. RefSeq names its product putative 60S ribosomal protein L28. Gene Ontology annotation, molecular function: structural constituent of ribosome. The record is from RefSeq and is a predicted model, not a curated record. Lineage: Eukaryota; Fungi; Ascomycota; Eurotiomycetes; Eurotiales; Thermoascaceae. Gene Ontology annotation, cellular component: cytosolic large ribosomal subunit; ribosome. Gene Ontology annotation, biological process: translation. Bases 72 to 524 code for a protein of 150 amino acids. The transcript has 3 exons.
CUCACUUACUCGGUGAUUUUCUUGUCCAGCACCUUAACGUCGACAACCAACAGCCAAAGGCAUCCGUCAACAUGCCUACUCGCCUUACCAAGACGCGGAAGCACCGUGGCCAUGUCUCGGCCGGUCACGGUCGUAUUGGAAAGCACCGCAAGCACCCCGGAGGUCGUGGUAUGGCCGGUGGUCAGCACCACCACCGUACUAACCUCGACAAGUACCACCCCGGUUACUUCGGAAAGGUCGGUAUGAGACGCUUCCACCUUCUCCGCAACCACCAGUGGAAGCCUACCAUCAACAUCGAGAAGCUCUGGUCUCUCGUCCCCCAGGAGACUCGCGACCAGUACCUCGGUGAGAACGCCAAGGCCGACAGCGCUCUCGUCCUCGACCUCCUCGCUCUCGGAUACUCCAAGCUUCUCGGAAAGGGUCGUCUUCCCGAGAUCCCUCUCGUCGUCAAGGCCCGCUACGUCUCCCGUGAGGCUGAGCGCAAGAUCAAGGAGGCCGGUGGUGUCAUUGAGCUCGUUGCGUAAACAGCUCUUUCACAACGAAAAAAAAGAUGGAAGGCAUAGGAGACGGAUACGGCUUAUGAGAUACCAAAGGAGGAUACCCGAGACAUAAAAGGGAAUUUUCGAGUCCCAUGGGCGGAACGGAUCCUCCUGCUGCUGCUGGCAAGGUUCAAGGAAGGAGUCAGGCUGGAUAGGGAACCAAAAAGCAGGCCCUGUUCGAUAGACUACUCCGACUUCUGUACGCUAAAUCCUGAUCUCUAUGAAUGGCAAGAAAAGAAAACGUUACGCCCAUACUUGGUCUCUACACGAGGAAUACUCCCCGUAAGCCGUAUUCAUAAUGGACUAUUCUUCGCACCGGAUGCCUGUAUUCUCUCAGUAGCUGAAGGCGCGUAUGUUUCGCAGGACAUCUCCUGUAAUACAGAUAGGCGUAGAACCGCUCUUUCACAUCUACAAAUAC